Molecule: messenger RNA, 2525 nt
Organism: Salvia hispanica
Lineage: Eukaryota; Viridiplantae; Streptophyta; Magnoliopsida; Lamiales; Lamiaceae
Biological process (GO): Golgi organization
Cellular component (GO): Golgi apparatus
Source: RefSeq, a predicted model, not a curated record
CCAUAGAAAUUUCCAGCUAUAAACCUUCAUAAGCAAGGCACGAUUUCUGUUUCCAGAUCUACUUGCAUUGUUAAUCCUCAGCUCUCACACACACAAUUGAAGAAAUUGCUGUGAUUUCCACUGCUAGAAGAUCUACGUAGCGAUCGAUGGGGGGACUACCAUCGACGCCGCGAGGCGGCGAAGCGCGGCCGCAGGAGACGGCUGAGUAUUUAAUUGGGGAAUUCGUUGGUGAGAAGUCAUUUCCCCUCACUUCCGAUUACUGGCAGAAGCUUCUCGAGCUUCCUCUCGAUCUUCGCUGGCCUGCUCAUCGCGUUCGCCGAGCCUGUCAGCUCUUCGCCAUGAAUAAUUGUAAGACAAGGCACCUCGUGAAGAUUUUGAUUAACCUGGCAUGGUGUUUGCAAGAGUGUGUUUCAGCCUCUGAUAUGGAGUCCACUGCUCUCUCAAAAGCUCUUAAUGCAUUAUUCAUAUCUUCUGUUUUCCUGAAGUAUCUCAUUGAGAAUACUAGGAGUGACAACUUUGAAGAACUGUACCUGUCGCUGGAUGAAACUGAUCCUGUGCCGAAUAAUUUCUCAAAAGGUCAACAUGUUGGAAGCUUAAUCAUGUUCAGUGCUCUCAAUUUUAUUGGCAAAGUUGAUGUCAGACCUGGAACAUACCAUCUGCAUCAGGAGCUCCUUCACUUCAUAGUGAUAGCAUCGUCAACUCAACUUCUCUCUGGGCCAACACCAGGACCAAAUGAUAUACACCCAUUCAUUGAUGCAGCAAUGACACAGGAAAGCUCUUUGGUCAAUAUGGUCGUGCACAGGUUGUUGCUAAAUUACAUUACACGCCCACAGUUUUCUGUUAAUACUUCAUCUUCUAUACUAUUUUCGGAAGGAAAUCAGCCAGGAGUUCUAAGGAGAGUUAGCUCUGCAGCAGCAAGCUUGGUGCUGUUUCCCAUCAAUUAUUUAGUCAGCUCAACUGGUGAAGCCUCAAGACGUUCAUUAGCAGAAGACAGUCUUCAUGUCCUACUCAUUCUCAGUUAUUACCGAAAAUGUGUAUCAGUGGACUAUGCAAAGGAUAACAGUCUUAAUAACAGUUCAGAAUCUCUUCAAAAGGAAGAAACAUACUUUUCGGAAAACCCUUUCUGCAAAGCAUUACAGAAUGUCAUGGAUGUUGAAUUUGAUCGUGUUGAUGUUGAAGGGAAUGCACACAGUGAACCAGUCACGAGACUACCUUUUGCUUCACUUUUUGAUACUCUUGGAAUGAGCUUGGCUAAUGAAGCUUCUGUCUUGUUGCUUUAUUCGUUGGUGCACGGAAAUUCGAAGUUUUUGGAGUAUGUGUUGGUGCGAACAGAUGCUGAUACACUGUUAAUGCCUAUGUUGGAGACACUAUACAAUGCUUCGAACAGGACAUCAAAUCAUAUCUAUAUGGUCCUUGUUAUCUUUCUCAUACUAAGUCAAGAUUCCACUUUUAAUGCCAGCAUCCACAGACUGAUGCUUCCUAAUGUUCCCUGGUAUAAAGAGCGUAUCCUGAAUCAAACAUCACUUGGAUCUCUCAUGGUGGUUAUUUUAAUUAGAACUGUGAAAUACAAUCUCUCUAAGCUACGGGAUGUCUAUCUCCAUACAAACUGUCUUGCAACUUUGGCAAAUAUGGCACCACAUGUUUACAAACUGAGUGCGUAUGCAUCGCAGCGGUUGGUUAGCCUUUUUGAUAUGCUUUCACGCAAGUACAAUAAAUUAGCCGAGAUUACAAAUGAAAAGAUAAAUUCAGGAGAUGGUGCUCUAAGAGGAGACAGCCUUGCAGAGGAUCCUUCUGUUGAACUGCAUAUAUAUACUGAUUUCCUGAGGAUUGUGCUGGAAAUACUAAAUGCAAUCCUUACUUAUGCAUUGCCCCGGAAUCCCGAGGUUGUUUAUGCAAUUAUGCACAGGCAGGAAGUUUUUCUACCUUUCAAAACUCAUCCACGUUUUAAUGAACUGUUGGAAAACGUAUACAAUGUUUUGGAUUUCUUUAAUAGCCGCAUUGAUGCACAAAAAUUAGAUGGAGAGUGGUCGGUUGAAAAAGUGCUUCAACUCAUAAUAGACUACUCUCGUGCUUGGAGAGGUGAUGGAAUGAAGACAUUUACACAAUUACGUUUCACCUACGAACAAGAGAGUAACCCUGAGGAAUUCUUCAUUCCAUAUGUGUGGCAAAUGGUUCUAUCUCACAGUGGAUUUGCUUUUACUGCAAGCAGCAUAAACCUAUUCCCAGUGCCUGUCGAAGAUGUAAUUUCACCGGAGGCGGAGAAGCCCCAUACCGACGAGCUGAAGGAACACGCCCUCCAAGUUGACACACUUGUAUAGUCCAGUUUUAUAACUAGGCUCGAACAAACUUGUAUACAUGAAAAUUGUAGGAAUCUCAAUCCAUUGCUGUUUAUAUAAUCCCUUUGUAUAUAUCUUAUGUUUUUUGAAUACGGAUACCUCUAAUGCUAGCGAAUAAGAGAGAUCACCCCGUUUUGUACAAUGUACUACUCAUCCACAUUGUUCACAAAUGUUAUAUUUAUUUUUUCA